Paramuricea clavata is the source of this 1119-nucleotide messenger RNA. The record is from the annotation of a GenBank genome assembly. NCBI's taxonomy places the organism in Eukaryota, Metazoa, Cnidaria, Anthozoa, Malacalcyonacea, Plexauridae.
AUGGUUAUGGAAAAUACAUUUGAAAAAAGAUGUCGGAUCAUUGAUCCUCCAACUGAGUUAUCAUUUACGACAGCCAGUAUGGCCAUCGUGUUCAUCCUCACCAAUAUUCCUGGAAAUCUCCUCGUUAUCUUGGCUGUUGUUCUUGAUCCAAACAAAAAUUUAAGAACUCCUUUCAACUGGUUAGUGGUAAAUUUAGCAGCCGCAGAUUUAAUUGUUGGUGUUAUAGUACAGCCGCUUAAGGUUCAUUUUCAUAUCAAAGAAGGCUUGGAGAAGAAUCAUGUCCCUGAAGAAAUAAACCUGAUUAACAUGGUUUACUUCAUCUCCUGCACCGCUUCGGUUCUUAGUCUUACGAGUUUGGCAAUUGAAAGAUAUCUUGCUGUGACGAAACCAUACACAUAUCGUAACAAAGUGACUAAUAAGAGAAUUGUUUUAACAAUAGUAAUUAUUUGGUUGAUAUCCUUAAGUUUACCUAACAUUUAUCUAAAUGUUGGUUUUUUUACAUACGUUUUCAUAUUUUCUAACACCUUCAUGGCAGUGGGCGUGAUAAUAAUUUGUAUGACAUACACUCGGAUGAUGCAGAAAGUCAGCAAAGCGAGAUCUCUCAAUGGGAGGUAUGGGGCUGCACUUUCGACUUCAGGAGAAGCAAGCAAUAAACCAUUGCAACCCCAAAGUUUUUCAGCUGUCAUCACAAAGGUAAACACCCCAAAUGCUGCUGCUCAAAACACACAACUGGUCGAAACAAUUGCUCUCUCGACUUCAGCUGAAGCAAAAAGCUUACCGUCGCAAGAUCACGACCAGUUUCCAACUACCAACACAAACAUAAGUUCCUCAAACGUUACAACUAUAUGUAGUAACACUAGACAACUGUUUGAAGAGAAGAUCACUAAAAUGUUUCUAAUCGUUCUCAUAGCUCUGUUGUGCUCCUAUGGACCAUCGACUGUAAUGAUAUACUUCGUAAACUUCUGUGAAGAUUGCAGUUGUAGCACCCUUCACUGUCUUGAGGACGUCAGUGUCUUGUUAAUUUUGAUGAAUUCUAGCAUUAACUUUUUCUGCUAUGCUUUAAGAUGUAGGAGAUUUCGAAAUGCGUUUGCCAAAUUGUUAAGAAUCAAUAGACGUUGA